Chara braunii is the source of this 1739-nucleotide messenger RNA. NCBI's taxonomy places the organism in Eukaryota, Viridiplantae, Streptophyta, Charophyceae, Charales, Characeae. The record is from the annotation of a GenBank genome assembly.
CGUAGUAAUUGAACUACGUGUGUGUGAAUUGUGACUUGCGUCAUUUCUUGAGCCUAAAUAUCAGGACGGUUAUCAUAUUUCUUUUUUCUAUUUUGGUCGUUGUUGACUUUAGAAACGAUGGCAGGUGUGCCAGUUAAUCAAGGAUGCUUCACGUGUGGAUCUAUCCACCACUGGAAUCGAGAUUGUCCACGCAGAUCUUACACUUUCCAACCACCCGCUACGGGUGCUAACGCUAUUCCUACUUCAACUCCUCUGCUUCCUGCGCCUAGCACGGCCCCGGCUCCCGCGGUUCCAACCGCUGCCGCAACGGCUCCCGCCAUCAACCCUUCUGUUGGCUACCAACAGCGUCCGAGAGUGAAUUGGUGGAAAGAAAACCAAGAGCGGUUGGAUCGGGUGUAUAACAAAUUCGUGGAAGACGCGGAUAAGGAAAGGAAACGUCAGGAGCAGGAGGAGAAGGAUAGGGUGAGGCAAGAGGAGGAAACGAAACGGAGUGAGUGGAAAAAGGAAAGGGAGCAGUUGGAAGCAGAAAUGUCUGCUCGGUUGGACAAACGGUUUGAAGAGCUGGGUCUGAAGAAGAACGCAGCGCAAGCGGCAACGAUUCAAACGGAUGAAGUCGCACGAUUGAAGAGAGAAAAUGAAGAGCUAUUAAGGAAGAUCAACGGAACAAUUAAUAGUUACGGAAGGGGAGAUGAGAUGGCACGACUGAAGCGAGAGAAUGAUGAAUUGAGGAAGCGACUGAAUGGGGAAGGUCCUAGUCAGAGAGACGGAGAUUGCAUUUCUCGGCUCCAGAAGGAAAUAUGCGAGCUACACAUGCAAGUGGGUAGCAAACAGGUGGAUAAUGACGAAAUUUACGUGUUAAAGCAAGAGAUGGGGGAAUUAAAGCAGUCUACAUAUAUGAAGACGAACUUUGAACAGGAAAUAGCUGGUCUGCGCAAGGAGGUGGACUCGCUACGAAGAACGAACGAGAAGACGAAGGAGGAAACCAAGCAAUGGAAGAAUGAAGCCUUAAGAUCUGGGAACAAACGGGGGAGUUUGGCGGUUGGCACACCGGGAACUUCCGAGCGUGGAAACCCGAAGCCGAGAUGGAUUGAAAGUAUGAAGGACGAUAGUAAAUGGAGAGAGGAGUAUAAGAAACUACAAGGGCUGCAUCGACUGGCGAAUGUUGAAGCUGAACUUCUCAAAGAAAAGCGAGCAGCCGCUGAGGCGAAACGGAUGGAAGCCGAGAAACAAGUGAAGAAUUUGAAAGAGAAGAUGAGCCGGUUGAAGGCAGCGGAGACCGGGAACGAAGAGGAGGGCGGUGGCACCAAUCUCAAAGAUCGUUUAGAAGCUGUGGCACUGGGGUCAGCACGAAGGGGAAGAACAGCCACGCCUGUAAGAGGCUCCACGAAGGAAGAUCAAACGACGAACGAGGUGAAUGAUCGUUUCCAGUUUAUCGAAGAGCGGAAGAAACAGUUACGGAAUUUGAAGAAAUCGGGUUUGGAGCCGUUGUGUAAGGAAGCUGGGAUCCGUACAGGUGAGGUGGAACAAAUGGUCUGCGAGCUCGCAGAAUACCGGGCCGAACAAGCAUUUGGUGCGACACGGGGCAAGGACCCGUCCUCUAAAGGUAAGCAGUCGGUAUACGAAGUAGAGGAUGAUACAGAACAGAGGGAGACCAACACCUCUGAGGAAUGCGAUGAUAAGUCAGUGGAGUUAUGAGGUGAGUCCCCGGACGUGGCUAAGUUAUGGUUGCUUACCAACGA